Messenger RNA from Hydra vulgaris (swiftwater hydra), 2207 nucleotides. RefSeq lists its product as uncharacterized. Lineage: Eukaryota; Metazoa; Cnidaria; Hydrozoa; Anthoathecata; Hydridae. The record is from RefSeq and is a predicted model, not a curated record.
CAAAAGCAAUUAAAAUAUUUUUUAAAACAUUUAUUUGAAUAAAACAUCAAAUAGUGUCAUUUAUUGAAUAGUUUAGGACAUUUAUAGUCAUGGGCCAAGGGAGAUACCUUCCACUCCCACGGGAGGCCCCGUGGAUAAUAAGAAUUAUAUGUUGUUCAAUAAGAAUUAUAUGUUGUUAUCAUGAGCAAUUCUAUGGAAAAUAUUUUGAGAGAAAAAUUACAAAGUGUUGCAAUCCUUUUGGAACACACAAGGAAAGUAAAAAAAUUGCUAUAAAAGGUAAUAUAAAGAUUUCCAUAGACAUGGCAAACUAUUUGCAAAAAAAUAAUGUUUAUGUAACCCCAGGUUGGAAAUUCUGCAGUAAAUGUUACAAAAAAGCAAUAGAAACUGAUGAAGAUUUAAAUUUACAGGAGGAAUGGGAAUCAAAAAGUGAGAAAAAAAUGAAGUUAGAUACCACUAUAGAAUUGCUUGGAAUCUCACCAGUCAAACUAAAAAGUCUUUCAAAACACAGCAAAUUGCCUGAAACAAAACAAAAGUUUGAGAACACUAUUGACAGAGUUGCAAAAAUGGUCUCAUUAGCAUAUAAUAUUAAAGAAACUUUUUUAACAACAGAAAUAAAAAGCCCCAUUUUAAACAACAACAUUAACAAUGACCAUGAUCUAGACAUUUUAAUGUAUGAAAUAAAAAAUAAAAUUUCAGAGACUGACUCUUAUCGCCAUAAGGUGCAAAUGUUAAUACUCGCACCAAAAUCAUGGACACGUAAAAAGAUAUCAAGCUACUUUGAAGUGUCUGAGUAUCUUGUUCGAACAGCAAAAAAAGUUAAAAAUGAGAAUGGAAUUCUAUCAUUACCCGGUAAAAAAACUGGAAACCCACUUUCACCAGAAACAGUUAAUUUAGUGAUUAACUUUUAUCAAAGUGAUGAAUUUUCAAGAAUGAUGUCAGGAAAAAAAGAUUAUGUAAGUAUUAAGAAAAACCAACAUGUUCAAAAAAGAUUAUUGCUACUCAAUCUUAAUGAAUUACAUGUUGCAUUUAAAAAACUACCCUAACGUCAAAGUCAGUUUGUCAAAGUUUUGUACUCUUAAACCUAAAUGGUGUAUUACAACUAAUGCGUCAGGUACCCACAAUGUAUGUGUUUGCAUACAUCACCAAAAUACAAAAUUUCUCAUUGAUGCCAUUAGGUGGAAUCUUUAUAAAAGUUAUAAAGAUUUCAUGGCAUUGAUUGUUUGCUCUCUUGAAAAUGCAGAAUGUAUGUUGCAUCGAUGUAACCAAUGUCCUGGUAUUGAAGCGUUAAAAAGUUUUUUAGUGCAGGAGUUUAUGGACCAUGAGCAUGAAGAAGAUGUAGUAUUUAAGCAAUGGCAGAGUACAGAUCAUACAACACUACUUUCACAGUCAUUGCCACUAGAUGAAUUUAUUGAUUUAUUAUGUGACAGUAUUGACAACCUUACCACUCAUUCAUAUAUUGCAAAAACACAAAGUAGAUACUUAAAAAACUGUAAAGAAAAUCUUAACCAAAACGAAUGCUUAAUUUUAGGAGAUUUUGCUGAAAACUAUCAAUAUGUUGUUCAGGAUGAGGUUCAAAGUUAUCACUGGAGCAAAAGUCAAUGCUCACUUGAUACAGUUGUACUUUAUUUUAUAGAGAACAAACUUCUCAAACAUAAAUCUUUUUGUUACCUUUCAGAAGAUGUUGAUCAUGACACAGGAUUUAUUUACAAGACUCAGGAAGAUAUAACUAGAUAUAUCAAAGAAAAUCUACCUGAUGUAUCAAGUGUGAAAUACUUUUCUGAUGGUUGUGCAGCACAAUUUAAAAAUUUUAAAAAUUUUAUCAAUCUUUGUCAUCACAGUAAAGACUUUGAUUUAAAUGCUGAAUGGGUAUUUUUUGCUACCAGUCAUGGUAAAUCCCCCUGUGAUGGUAUUGGUGGGACUUUUAAAAGAGUAGUAUGUCAAGAAAGUCUAAAACAAAUAACUACUGGGCAGAUUUUAGAUGUUAACUUAAUGUACUCCUUUUGUAAAGCCAAGAUAAAUGGAAUUUAUUUUAAGUUAUUUUCAAAAGAAGAAAGUAUUUAUCGAUUUGAAGUAACGCAAAUAAAUCGUUUCUCAAACUUAAACUGAAAAAAUAUGUUCUUAAAAUGUAUUUUAACAAUCAACUAUUAUUUAUUCAUUUUAAAAAAAAAAAAAAAUCUAGGGAGAUUUGGGGAGGGGGCAGAGGGGCC